GGGUAUGAGACAUUCAGCUGGCCAUUGGCCUCGAGGUACUCUACUCAGCCUUCUCUAUUUCAAUUUAAUUUGCAUAACUCCAUGUUCAUUAAUAAUGUAUUACAAACCCUAAACACACAUUUAAGUAGCCAUAAGACACAUGUAUGAUGCAGGUGGUCAGGUUACAACCCUUCCGGUAGCGAGAAGGGUCCUAGAGUGCAGAUGUAAAGGCUGAGGAUAGACCGGUUACAGGACAGAGAGGUUGUGCAUCCAGAGGCUUUGGAGCCUCGGCAUAUGGCGUUGUGGCGGUCUGUGAUGUCGCUGAUCUACUUUGCCGUCAUAGAGUGGCAUCAGAUAGAUAGGGUGCUUCCGCAGUUCGGAGGGGUGCAGCCUCGUCCGAAUCCCGCCCUGAACAUCGACUUUCUGAUGUCGAAGGAUGGCAGAGGUGGUGAUCGAUGGUUCCCGUACCAUUUGCAGAAGUGGCAUCUCUAUUGGGACGACCGUGCGGAGACCGUGCUGAGGUUCGAUGUUGUUGCCGACCCUGGACCAUCGCAUGAGUUCCUCGAGUGGUGGAGUCAGCAUGGAAAGAGGUUCCUGUCUCCGGAGAUGCACUUGGGGGAUCCGAGGGCGGUUCCUAUUCCAAUUGAGGCCUCACAGCGGGGUGCUGGGCGAGUUCCUGACAUGGAUCGACCUGAGGACGUGCCGGACAGGCGGCGGGUUGAGAGGAGAGCUCGUGUCGGGACACGACAGAGCCAGCGUGACUGGAGGUGGCUUGAGCAUGCUAUGGACCAUGAUGACGAUGCGGGUCCCGCUGGAGGUAGACGACGAGGCCAGGGAGGGAGACGGAGAGGGCGUGUUGCGGCGGACCACCCUGGUCGUGACCCUGACGACGAUCAGCAUGGGCCCGUGGGCGGGGAUGGUGCAGGGGCUGUAGCAGUUGCUGGUGUUAGUACCCACGAUUGCGGACAUGGAGGUGAGUGGUAUGGGUCAGGUAUGGGUGACGGGGCUGACCCUGGGGACGCUGGACUCAGGUCGGGGCCUCUUGGAGAUUACUUCGUUGGUGUACCCGCCCAUGACCAGCCUCAGCAGGAGGGUACCCCAUGGGUUAUUCCGGGAUCACAGUGGUCAGACUUCCUUGCCUCAGAUACGCUAGAUGCGGACUUCGGGGUCAGCAGUUUCUAGAGGAGAUUACCGCCAUCAU
This is a messenger RNA of Arachis ipaensis, 1180 nucleotides long. The record is from RefSeq and is a predicted model, not a curated record. Lineage: Eukaryota; Viridiplantae; Streptophyta; Magnoliopsida; Fabales; Fabaceae.